AUGGCGGGGCGGCUGUGGCGGCUCUGCAAUCUCCUCAUGGCCGCCUUCUUCGGGCUGGCGGCCGCCGUGCAGGUGAACGAUCCCGACGCCGGGCUGUGGACAGUUGUCUACUUAGUGCCAGCUGCCCUGACACUGCUUGUCAGCAUUAACCCUUCAAUAACAGAUACUGGUGUUUGGAGGAGCCUCUGUGACCUUCAUUCUGCUGGUUGCAUUGUUGGGACCAUUGCCUUGGCUUGCUCUUUGUUUGCUUACGCUCAAGGAAACAUUUUGCACGAAGAGGAAGGCAGAGAGUUGUUUGGUCUGGUGAUUAUUACAAUAUGGAUGAGUCUUUGUCGCAGUUCAGCAAAGAGUCCACUGGGUGGAGUUCGCUUGAUUGCUGCUAUCGUGGUUACCCUCUUCCCCUUUGUUUCUUGGCUGUACAUUUAUGUGAACAAAGAGAUGCGAGCAUCUUGGCCAACGCACUGUAAAACAGUGAUUUAAUUGGGUGGGAGAAAGCAUGGAAUAA
Gavia stellata (red-throated loon) is the source of this 505-nucleotide messenger RNA. It is a transcript of the gene TMEM220, whose product is annotated as transmembrane protein 220. The transcript has 6 exons. Lineage: Eukaryota; Metazoa; Chordata; Aves; Gaviiformes; Gaviidae. The record is from RefSeq and is a predicted model, not a curated record. The coding region runs from base 1 to 480 and encodes 159 amino acids.